Mollisia scopiformis is the source of this 643-nucleotide messenger RNA. RefSeq lists its product as uncharacterized. The transcript has a single exon. Bases 86 to 604 code for a protein of 172 amino acids. Lineage: Eukaryota; Fungi; Ascomycota; Leotiomycetes; Helotiales; Mollisiaceae. The record is from RefSeq and is a predicted model, not a curated record.
CCAGCUCACAAAGUACUCAACCGCUUACUCACAUUUGCACAAAAGUAACUUUCUACAGAUAACAACAAACAUACCACAUCUCAAAAUGUCUUACAACACAUCCAACACCCCAGAACUCCAACCGGAGAACAUCUCCUCAGUAUCCGCCUACAUCUCAGCCCACAAGCCAACCACCGGCCCCUACUUCCACCCCUCCUGCCUGCUCUGCCUAUUCAACAUAGCGCACGACAAGCCACAUGCCAGACCGUUGUCCCUCGUGGAACUCCACCAAGCAGUAACCAAACAGCGCACCCGACUCCUCGAGUUAGAUCAAGAACGCAAAACAGCCAACGACGCAUUCCAAGACCUCGUAGCCCGCACUCUCAAUCACCAUGCUACCAUCAAACAACCCCUACAAGCCGAGCUUAAGCGCAUAGACAAGAAGUCCGCUAAGGACAUCUUAGAGCUCCUUAAAGCGGAGGGACGACUGAGACGUGGUAAGAUUGGCGAUUCUGUAUUCCGAGCUGAGGUCGCGCGUAUGGAUGAAGGUAAGCAGCGUCGAGAGGAAGCUAAGCUUUACAUUAGAAAUCAUAUCGAUGCGCUGGAAGCUAGGUUUGAGGAUUGACUUGAGGUGGAGAGGGAUGGAGCGGAGAAGAGGAAUACU